Cooperia oncophora is the source of this 612-nucleotide messenger RNA. The record is from the annotation of a GenBank genome assembly. NCBI's taxonomy places the organism in Eukaryota, Metazoa, Nematoda, Chromadorea, Rhabditida, Trichostrongylidae.
AUGAGUGAUAUUUUCCUUUUUCAGAUAUUCGAAAGUUCUAUGAACCAAGAGCUGGAGGCCAAUCAACAGCGUAAGCGGCGAAAAUAUACGGACGACGCUGAGCGGAAAAGCAUUCAGUGUGAAAACGGAAACGGACAGCAAGGAGCUGAAUGUGUAGAGGUCAACGCCAAACCUCAACAACGGCGGCGCGAAAAAGGCCACUGUGAAGAAGCUGGGACAGUCCAUAAACGACACAGCACUGAGGACGAGGAAAAACGAAUUGCUCGACUUGAAGCCAACGCCAGGAGGCAACGCCUUCGUCGAGAAAACGAAACUCCUGAAGAACGUGCAGCUCGUUUACGAGCUAAUGCCUUACGUCAGCGGAGAAGGCGCGAACAAGAAACCAUGGAGGAACGGGCCGCACGUCUACAAGCGAAUGCACAAAGGCAGCAACGACUCCGUAUGAAAGCGGUGAGUCCGGCAGCGCGCUCUGCAAAACAGGAAAACGAUCUACCAUCAUUGCCAACUCUAUUACCACCAGAACAAAAUGCUUGUAUUCCCCAUCAACAACCACCUCUUCCCUAUCCAUUCACGAUUUCUUGUGAUCCGAAUAUUUUCGCAUGUCAACAAUGA